GGCUGCCUGACUGGAAUCCCGGGAGCUGCAGCGACGGCGGCCGCGGGAGCAGUGCCGGCCAUGGCGGUGUGGACGCGGGCCACCAAAGCGGGACUGGUGGAGCUGCUUCUAAGGGAGCGCUGGGUGAGGGUGGUGGCCGAACUCAGCGGCGAGAGCCUGAGCUUGACGGGUGACGCCGCGGCGGGCGAGCCCGAACCGCCGGCUGCCGCCUUCAACGGUCUCCCGAACGGCGGCGGCAGCGACUCGCUGCCCGGGAGUCCGAACCGCGGCCUGGGGCCGCCCAGCCCUCCCGCACCGCCUCGCGACCCCGCGGGGGAAGCGGGCGCCUCGCCGCCCGUGCGCCGAGUGCGAGUGGUGAAGCAGGAGGCGGGCGGCCUGGGCAUCAGCAUCAAGGGCGGCCGCGAGAACCGGAUGCCGAUCCUCAUCUCCAAGAUCUUCCCGGGGCUGGCGGCCGAUCAGAGCCGGGCGCUGCGGCUGGGCGACGCCAUCCUGUCGGUGAACGGCACCGACCUGCGCCAGGCCACCCACGACCAGGCCGUGCAGGCGCUGAAGCGCGCGGGCAAGGAGGUGCUGCUGGAGGUCAAGUUCAUCCGAGAAGUAACACCGUAUAUCAAGAAGCCAUCUUUAGUAUCAGAUCUGCCAUGGGAAGGUGCCACUCCCCAGUCACCAAACUUUAGUGGCAGUGAAGACUCUGGUUCUCCAAAGCAUCAGAACAGCACCAAGGACAGGAAGGUCAUCCCUCUCAAAAUGUGCUUUGCUGCCAGAAACCUAAGCAUGCCAGAUCUGGAGAACAGAUUGAUAGAGCUACAUUCUCCUGAUAGCAGGAACACCUUGAUCCUACGCUGCAAAGAUACGGCCACAGCACACUCCUGGUUCGUAGCUAUCCACACCAACAUAAUGGCUCUCCUCCCACAGGUAUUGGCUGAACUCAAUGCCAUGCUUGGUGCAACCAGUACAGCGGGAGGCAGCAAGGAAGUCAAGCAUAUUGCCUGGCUGGCAGAACAGGCAAAACUAGAUGGUGGAAGACAACAAUGGAGGCCUGUUCUCAUGGCUGUGACCGAGAAGGAUUUGCUCCUUUAUGAUUGUAUGCCAUGGACAAGAGAUGCCUGGGCAUCGCCAUGUCAUAGCUACCCUCUUGUUGCCACAAGGUUGGUUCAUUCAGGUUCUGGAUGUCGGUCACCCUCCCUUGGAUCUGACCUUACCUUUGCUACAAGGACGGGCUCUCGGCAGGGCAUUGAGAUGCAUCUCUUCAGGGUUGAAACUCACCGGGAUUUGUCCACCUGGACCAGAAUACUUGUUCAGGGUUGUCACGCUGCUGCCGAACUGGUCAAGGAAGUCUCCCUAGGCUGCACCUUAAGUGGCCAAGAAGUAAGAUUCACUGUCCACUAUGAGCACGGGUUCACUAUCUCCAGAGACAAUGGCGGCUCCAGCAGCAUAUUGUACCGCUAUCCUUUUGAACGGCUGAAGAUGUCUGCUGAUGAUGGUAUCAGAAAUCUCUAUCUGGAUUUUGGUGGUCCUGAGGGAGAACUGACCAUGGACCUGCAUUCUUGCCCAAAGCCGAUUGUGUUUGUGUUGCACACGUUCUUAUCCGCCAAAGUCACUCGAAUGGGACUGCUUGUAUGAGCAGCACAAGAGUCAAGAAAGAGCUUCGACUGUCACAAGAAGUAUUUCCACCUCAAAAAAAUAAAAAUCAAAAGAAAGCAACAACAACAAAGAAGCACAAAAAGAAGCCCUGCUCUCCUCCAUCACAGUGCCUUCCCACGAACCUCAGCUCACUGCUGAAACCACAGGGUUAAAGAACGGCCGACCUUUCCCCCGCAGCCUUGGUCAGGAGUUCUAGAACUGUAAUAAGCUCCAAAUUGAAGUUGUUGAUUUUUCGUCUCAUAUUGUGAUCGCUAAGUAAUUGUGUUUAUUUCUCCUGUUAGGAAGGCUGGCUCUUUGCUUAUAAACAGUCAGAGAAGUUCUCCUUUUCUUCCUGCAGGGUUUGUGUGGGGCUUAGCCCUGAGCUCUUGUUAGGAUAACUGUGGCUCCCCAGAUGCUAGUGUCCAGCAGCCCAUCAUCCCUCUGGCAUCCCACACAAGUCGUCGAUUGCACACAGCAUUCCUGUCUUUACCUGUAAUUCCCCAAUGGUUCUUCCAUCCACCUGACUCUCACUGACCUCACCCUGCCCCACACACCAGCUCUGCCACUCGUGAGUGCAACCUUUGCCUUCACUCCCCCUUUUGGUGGUUGGCCAAGUUGAAAAUCUAGUUGGAAACCGCUUCUCUGAAAAAGGAGUUUACUUCCUUAGUUUUUAUUGUGUUUAUAUUUGGUAGGAGCCUGGGGACAGUCUAAAGUUUAUUUUGCAAAAAAGAUUCUUAUUCUAAGCUAAGCCAUUUCUUAUUGCUUACCAAAUGUGCCUUUGGUUAGGGUCUGUGGAGCUUUCCUCGUGACUGCUGGCUGACGAUCUCACUGCCACUCUAGGAAGACCAUCUAGCUUUGAGGAGUCAUCCCUUAGGUCGCUUCCUUAAUGGCAUCUUUCAACGGUGACUUUGUGGGUCGUUAGCUUUGCAGCACAGAUGCCAUGUCAAGUGGCACUAUGGGGCCAGGAAAGAUCCUGGCACUGGACUUUUGUGGUCCCAAAGUAGUAAGGACAAGUCACCUCCAGCUCUUCCCCACCCACCCUGAUUGGGUGGAGUGAUGAGACACACGGAGGCAGCCACCUGCUUUGGUUCAGCUCAGUGUCAUCAGGACUCAGCCUCAGGGUGCUUUCUGAUGUUGUGGCCUGGAUAAACCAUAUCCAGCUUAUUUUUCCUGGCUUGGAAGAAAAUAGAUGUGUGUAGAAACAUUUCAGAUAGUCUCGCUACAUAAAAUACCCAGGUUAGCACAAUCCCUAAAUCAGAACAAAAAGAAAUAUUGACUUAGAGUUCUAUGUUUUCUGAAAAAAUGUCUAAAAAUAACUCUCAUUUUCUAGAUUUCUCUGGAGUGUGCUACACAGGCAUGUAAUGCUUCAGAUGGCGUAGGGGAGAAAAGGAAAGAAAACACAACUGUUCAUGCAGAGCCUGAGGUGUGAAGUUUGGGUGCCUUGACUGACAAGUGGUCUAGAGGAAAGGACAGAUACCCAAGUAGAGGAGGUGCCCACUGUCCUCCGCCUUUUCGGCGACAGGCCUCCUCCUGCUCUCUGCAGUCAGACAGAUGGUGCACAAAGGCUGAGGGGAAUGCUCCCCUCCCCCCAGCUUCAGACAGGUAUUGGCGCACCAAAAAUGAAUGUUGGGAUCCACUUUAAACUAGAAACUAAGAUCUAAAGGACAUCUUUCUAGAACUUUUUAUAUUUUAAGUAGUUGUAAUCCUGAGAAUGGAUCCAUCCAUGAUACAUCUUCUACUCAAAAAAAGAAAGAAAAAACCGUAUUUCAAAGGUCCAGCCAAGUUCAGAAAGCAGAACUACAACAGAUAACCUCAGGCAGAGGCUCAGAUGCACUUGUUAUUAGGAGUUACCAACGGCACCCGCUUCAGUGGUAGAGUUGAAGUCUUCCGUAUUGGUGGGAAAGGCUAAGCUACCAAGAAGAUUGAUGGGAGCUUCUGCCACCCUGUCCCUUAGAAGAGCAGUGAGUGGUGUGAUGACUGGGCAGGUACCGUGAGCAUCUACUUGUCUGAGACUGCGGCCCAUGGAGUUCUUAACUCUACCAUUCAGUCCUGGUAGAAAAUGAAGGCUUAUGGGUGAUUUUGUGUCAAUAACAGCCUGGAGAACCAGGGCUCUAAGUCGCUUGGUUCAGAAGCUGUUGCAGCUCUCCCGGGCAUUUGUUCAACUAAUUAUGUCACAUUUUUCAAACCACAAGUGAAAUGCUUUUUGUGAGUGUUAGACACCUUGAUACAUACGUGCAUUAUCAAUUUUGUACUCAAAUGCCAAAAUAUAAAAUAUUUUCAAUAUUAUAUGAUUAUAAUAACUAAAAAUGGACAUCCCUGUUAAUUCACCUCUUUUAUAGAAUCAGCUAAAUUGUCUUUUUUCUUUUGACUAUUGUUGGGGAUGUUGUGGGAUCCUGGGUGUCCAGUGGAAAGGAAACUGCAGAGUGCGCCGUUCAGGUGGACCAUUUCUUAGGUAUCUUUGCAUUCCAUACCUGGAUUGCUGGCCCUGGGCAGAGAAGUCUCCUCCCCCGCAAGAAAGAGGACUAAAGGAAGCUGAUAUUAUCUACUAGCCUUGCCCAGAAAUUGGUAUCAAGUAUUUUAUACAAGAAAUGCUCAUGUGUGUUUGCUGUACCUAUUAGAUGAUUAUAAGUAAAGGCACCAACUUGUAAAGAGUUUCAGGUUAAAUUCCGGGAUAUUAUGGGCAAUCAGAAAUGUUACUUUAAUUACCAUCUGCCUAUUUUGAAGCCAUGUUUAGCACUUUUCAGACCAGGGUAAGUCUGAUCGUGCCUGGUGGGGUUUCUUGUUUUUUUGUUUUUGUCUGAACUCUUAUUUGUUACUGGAAAUUAUUUGCAUGGUAGGAGAGAUUGAAUUAUUUAUUUUUUUAUAUGUAGAAAAAUCUCUCUAGCCAACAGAAAGCUAACAUUGUUUCUGAUUUAUUUGUUUUACUAACAUCUCCCUGAAAGAAUAGUAGCAAAGCUUUUGUUCAACUGAAUAAAUGCACUUAGCUGAUAAACCAAAAUUUAUUCUUUCAAAAGAAGAAAUUAUUAUCACCAAAAAAUAUUAAACUUGAACUUUGAACAUGAUUAUGCUCCCCCCAAAAAAGGUUUUACUAUGAAUGGUUUGGAUGAACAAAAAUGUGUGGAGAGGAUUACUGAUUUCUUAAAAUUUUGUAAGAAACUCAAAGUCUUCUUGUUUAAUUUAAAUUCUUGUGGAUUUGUUUUCAAAUUCAUUGAAGACUCUGCCUGUGUGUUAAUGCAAAUCACCUUCCAAGCUGCUAUGCAAACUUGUAUUAAGCCUCACCUGCUGAGAGGGUUCAGCAGUUUUGAAGUGUUCAGGAAAGAGACUCCAGCACUUUCUCUGUUCUUUUGUAUCUUUGUUGGACACUUCCUUGGAUCAUAAUUUAUUAUUCUCACUGGUUCAAGCUAUUGAUUGUACAUUAUAUUUAAACUGUCCAAACAUUCUGCUUUUAUUCCCAAGUAGCUGCCAGCAGCUCUAGGUACCAAGAAUGAACUCAGUCCUUAGAAAGCUGGGCUUGGGGCAGUGGUUGUGCACACCUUUAAUCCCAGGAGACAGAGGCAGGCAAAUCUCUGUGAGUUUGAGGCCAGCCUGGUUUACAGAGUGAGUUCUCAGACAGACAGAGCUACAAAGAGAAGAUAAACAAAACAACAACAACAAAAAAGAAAUCUGGGCUCAUUGGUUAAGAGGGCUUACUACUGACCCAUGAGGACUGGAGCUCGGAUCCCAGCACCAUGUCCAACGACCCAGGAAAGCAGACAAGCUCUUCAUGUCUAAUGAGGAGUCAUGCCAGUCCCUUAGUUCUUAAGAGAACACUGCUCUGGAUGUAUGUAAUAUGGAGCACUACAGUGGGAACCUGAGCACUUGGGAAGCUAAACCAGCUUUGCCAGGCACCAGGGCUACACAGCAAGACUGUUUCAAAAUAAUGAUAAAAUUCUAGUACCUGAUAGCUGCAGGCAGAGAAUUCAAGAUUAGCUGUAUAGCCAGUUCAAGGCCAACUGGAUUAUGUAUGAUACUGUCUGAAAAAAUAAAAUAGAUAAAUUUGAAAUUG
Messenger RNA from Microtus ochrogaster (prairie vole), 5668 nucleotides. It is a transcript of the gene Sntb2, whose product is annotated as syntrophin beta 2. The record is from RefSeq and is a predicted model, not a curated record. Gene Ontology annotation, cellular component: dystrophin-associated glycoprotein complex; synapse; intracellular anatomical structure. Gene Ontology annotation, molecular function: protein binding; structural molecule activity. Lineage: Eukaryota; Metazoa; Chordata; Mammalia; Rodentia; Cricetidae.